GAGCCGCGAUGGUCGCGCUCAAGCCUCACUGAGGCUCUCAUAGACUAUAAAAAAAAUUAAAAUAGACUAGUCAAAGUAUUUUUUUAUGGAGAUUUAUUAGUCAGUUUUACAAUGGGUGCAGAUAGGCCAAAUGGAGUAGCGAACUACUGCAGGCGACCGCCGCAGCGUCCUCUUUUGCAGAAAUUGCAGUAUGCUAUAUGGAAUCCCGAAGAAGGAACCUUUUUGGGACGCACGCCGCAUAGAUGGGGUGUAAUCGGGCUGAUCUACCUGGUGAUGUACAUCUGCAUCAUCAUCUUCUUCUCCAUCUGCAUGUGCGGACUGCUUGCCACCAUGGACGAGCGGGUUCCGUACUUCCAGCUCGCUGACUCCAUCAUAGGUGCCAACCCUGGCAUGGGACACCGUCCGUUGCUGUAUGAGGAAGGUGCUCUCAUCUGGUACGAUGCAGACAAUGAAACUCAGAUCCAGAGAUACGUGGAUAAUAUCAACGAAUUCCUCGCACCGUACGAGAACAAAUCCCUCCUCAUCAACGGUGGAGUGAACCAGCGAGACUGUGGCACCGUGAAACCUCCACGGGCCGAGGUCUGUUCCUUCAGCACCGAUCUGCUUGGAGACUGCUCUGCGGCUAAUGGCUUCGGGUAUAGCAAUAGGACCCCGUGUCUUAUCAUCAAACUUAAUAGGAUAUACAACUGGAACCCCGAGUUCUUCGACGACCCGAGCGAGCUGCCACCAGACAUGCCACCUGACAUCACCAACUACAUCAACUCCACCACCUCUCCUCGAGAGCGUCGCAGAGUUUGGGUAUCGUGCAAGGGGGAGCGACCAGCCGACGUGGAGGCGUUGGGUCCACUCCGCUACUACCCGUACCCUGGUUUGGAUGAGACCUUCUUCCCUUACGACAACACUCCUGGAUAUCUCAGCCCGCUGGUCGCUGUACAACUCCUUAAACCUAAACUGAACCAGAUCAUCAACAUCCGCUGCCGCGCUUGGGCCCGCAACAUCCAGUUCACCGAGAGCCUGAAGGAGCGUCUCGGCUCCACUCAUCUCGAGAUCAUGAUCGACUGAGACCCUGGAUAUGCAGUCAUCGGAGACGUCUAUUUACUUACUAUUUCUUCUUUGAAUCUUGUUACCGUCUGCUUUGGUGUGGGGGUUGAAUCAUAUUUCUCAAUUUACUCCGAUCUUGGGCAGCUUGGGUAGCCUCCUCCCACCCCAUCCCUAACAUCCUGAGCUCUUGCUGAACAAACCGGGUAUAUUCCAGGUGAGGGUCACUUUGGAUCGGUGGGAUCAGGUUGUCUGAGGAUAUGCCUAUUGCCCAAUAUAUGUUUAGUACGAAGUGAUGAAUUAUUUGAUCACGUUUGCUGAAUAACUGAAUUGACCCCAUUCAUGAUUUCCAUGAAUCACACUGAUUACGAAGCAACACCUGAAUUUUAAUUUAAGUAGUAGUUUUUAAACCAUUACUCAGUUUUUAAUGGCGUCUCCGAUGUUAAAGUAAAAUGUGUGUUCCAUUAUGUGCCUUGCUUUUACAAAAUGGUCAUAAAUGGACCGGUUAGACCCUUAUAUGGUACAACGUACUUUUUAAAGGUGCCAGAGCCUAAAAAGGCUGAAUAAUUUUGGAUCUCAUGGCACUCUAUUUUAUCUUAAGUACCUAGUUGAGCAUUUCUUUUUUUUUUCGCCACUCUCAUGAAAUGUGAUAUUUUCUACUCAGAAUCACUAGCUUCUUCAAUCGUAGUAGUUAAAAAAUUUGUCCCAUACG
Molecule: messenger RNA, 1750 nt
Organism: Leguminivora glycinivorella
Lineage: Eukaryota; Metazoa; Arthropoda; Insecta; Lepidoptera; Tortricidae
Product: sodium/potassium-transporting ATPase subunit beta-2-like
Exons: 7
Coding region: 112-1062 (316 amino acids)
Biological process (GO): intracellular sodium ion homeostasis; intracellular potassium ion homeostasis; sodium ion export across plasma membrane
Cellular component (GO): sodium:potassium-exchanging ATPase complex
Molecular function (GO): ATPase activator activity
Source: RefSeq, a predicted model, not a curated record